GUUUACAAACUCCCUCACAGUACCUGACAGCUCAGAGCGCAGCGCUCACCGAGGAGACCAUCAGCUGACGGAACUGUUGACGGCGUUGUCCUUGUCCAGUCCACCUUUGCUUCUGGAGGAGAUCCGGAGAAGAGAUGACCUCCCAGGAGACUGCCAAAGACUUGGGUCGCUGCUCCGACGGGGUGAACGGCCGACCGGACUCCCCAGAAGCGCCGAGCGAAGAGAAGACGUCGCCGGUUCUCCGCCGGCAUCAUCCGUUCAGCGUGGAGGCGCUCAUGUCCGGGAGGAAGUCGGAGCACCGCACCGAACAGUCCACCUGUUGUAAAGCGGCCGGAGGUGCCGUGGCGGCCCCGGCCGCAGGGUUAAACGCGUUGUUUCUGUGCCGGGAGACGUGCAGCCCUCCCGGGGAUGGUCGAAACAGAUUCGCCGCUGUUCCUUCUUCGCCGGUCAAAUCGGAGGCGUCGGAGUCAGAGGAAUGCGCGCACUGGGUUUCUGCCAGCGCGUUCUCCGCACAUCCGCGUCACGUCAGUCCAGCCUGUCAGCUGAGGAAACACAAGACCAACAGAAAGCCCCGCACUCCCUUCACGACAUCCCAGCUCCUCGCCCUGGAGAGGAAGUUCAGACAGAAGCAGUACCUGUCCAUCGCGGAGCGAGCGGAGUUCUCCUCCUCCCUGACCUUGACGGAGACCCAGGUGAAGAUCUGGUUCCAGAACCGGCGGGCAAAAGCAAAGAGGCUCCAGGAGGCCGAGUUGGAGAAACUCAAGAUGGCCGCUGAUGCCAAAACGGCAGCGGCGGCGGCGGCGGCCACUGCGGCUUCUGGAACUUUACACCCCGGCUAUACCCUACCGCUGUCGCUGGGCGCCAUGUCUCUGUACGGACAGUCAUAUUCUGCCUAUCACCACCACCAAAGACCCAUUCUGCCCAUAUCCCCGUUAGGACUAUACGCCUCUCCGCUGGGAUACAGCAUGUACCACUUAUCAUAGUCAUGGAAAUAUUUGCGUUACCUUGCUGUUCAGCAUUCCAAAAAAUGGAUUUGUGCUUGACAUUAACAAAAAUAAUUCUCUGUGUACAUCAUAUAUAUAUAUAUAUAUCUCACCUGCACAAGAAGUGCAACGUUCAGAGCACUUCAGAUCAAAUUAGCAAUCUGUUUUCCUUCCCCCUAAGCGAGGAUAGAAAGGCGCUUCCUCUUCUGCCCUCGUCGGACAGCCUGUUUACACGAGCGGCCUGCAUGCGGAGGGGUGUUUCUGUCUGGGUGCCGUUUAUCCUCUUAACUUGUUUACAUCAGCAAUAAUUGAGCAGGGGCGAGGACUUGCACUGGGCACCCAAACGCAGACCGCAGCUGUUUUCUUAGGUUUGUUACAAUCAGACGCAGUGUUUUGUGUCAGCAAGUGGCCUCGAUGUCAGGGGACUGGUGAGGAUGAACUGGACUCUCGGCUUCUCAGGACUAGAUUUAAGCAUAUCACUGAAGCUUUCUUGAGGUUUACACACACACCAAUUGCCUUAACAAACAACGUUACAUUCAGGUUUUGCAUAAACGACACAUACGCUCAAUAUGACAACUCAUGAUUUAUACCACUGUCGUUGAAGUUUCUGGGUUUUUGUUACAACACAUUUAUAGCACAAGAACAUAUUUAUCUUUGAUGAAAUACAAUGCUGGAAAUUUACGAGUGCCUUAUAUUGUGUAUUUAUGGUAGAGAAUAUGGUACAAAGUUUCACCAAAUGUCUAUUUAUAUUGUGGUUCCUUUUGAGCACCCUCCCAUUGGGGCUGAAUUUCUCUAUGCUGUUCUUAUUUUGUCAUCUGAAAUUAAAGCUGUUUAGAUUCUUUCAUACAAACAUGUGACAGUUUUUCAUAGCAAAGCAAACACAAAAGCACCUAUUUUUGGGUCAAAUCUAACGUUUCUUCAUCAUUUUGAGGAAUAUCCAACUGAAAACGGCAUUCUGGUGACUGUUCCUGUUUUAUUUUUGGCACUUUGCAGCUUAUUUGUACACAGAUGAUCAUGUUGAAUUUGUGCGGUUUAACGUCCCCGUCUGUGUUUCCCAUCAGAAAAGUAAACAGUUUAAAGGCAGUGUUUGAAAGACCAUAAACGAGAACCAUAAAUUAUACAACGAUAUAACUUGUUCUCACUUAUCCCUCUCUCAUUUCCCACUUAAGGCUAAAAUGAACUUCUGAAAAUAACUUGUUAAAAUGCCACAUAUCUAGAUUAUUAUCUCCCUAUUGAUGACCAAAAAUAUAUAUGCAAGUUGAACUAUAACUAGUUGCAAGUAACAGCCUAUAUGCAAAAUGUUUUCAAUAGUUUUGCUUUUAUUCAAAAGGUUAAUAAAGUCACUGCUCAUUUAA
This is a messenger RNA of Fundulus heteroclitus (mummichog), 2338 nucleotides long. RefSeq names its product muscle segment homeobox 2b (gene msx2b). The transcript is spliced from 2 exons. Bases 135 to 983 code for a protein of 282 amino acids. Gene Ontology annotation, cellular component: nucleus. Gene Ontology annotation, molecular function: DNA-binding transcription factor activity, RNA polymerase II-specific; RNA polymerase II transcription regulatory region sequence-specific DNA binding. NCBI's taxonomy places the organism in Eukaryota, Metazoa, Chordata, Actinopteri, Cyprinodontiformes, Fundulidae. Gene Ontology annotation, biological process: regulation of transcription by RNA polymerase II; embryonic morphogenesis. The record is from RefSeq and is a predicted model, not a curated record.